Molecule: messenger RNA, 26381 nt
Organism: Spirometra erinaceieuropaei
Lineage: Eukaryota; Metazoa; Platyhelminthes; Cestoda; Diphyllobothriidea; Diphyllobothriidae
Source: the annotation of a GenBank genome assembly
AUGUCGGUGGAUCCUGACAUUGAGAUGUCCACUGUAGAAAUGGACAUUGAUGAGAAGGUCUCGGAAUCGCCGUAUGUAGAACAAACAGCUCCAGAAGACGUUCCAAAUGUCGAAGGGGUUUGUAGCAUUUAUCUUCCAACUUUGGUCUUAGAUCGAAACCAACCCUGAAAGUUCCGCCGAACAAUCCGAGUAAGCAAGGAAUUUCCUUAUUUUGAUGCUAAGACGACGACCGGGCACUGAAACUGUCGAAAUAUGUGAGGAAACGGUUAAUCCUCACGGCAAGGUGAACGCUGAGGACUUUAACGUCCUAAAGGUCAUCGGGAAAGGAGGUUACGGAACGGUUGGCUUCUCCACUUUUACUUGACUGUUUUUAUAGGUGUUCUUAGUCCAAAGAGCGACUGAGAGCAGUGACAAAGGAAAGUUCUACGCAAUGAAAGUACUGAAGAAGGCCCGGCUCGUUUGUAAUGAGAAAAAUACCGCUCACACUGUAUCCGAACGGAACAUCCUUGAAGUUUUAAAAGUGAGUUUGUGCACUCUUCUUACUUUCAAAAGCACCCAUUCUUAGUCCGUCUGCAUUACGCUUUCCAGAACCGGUCAAAUUUGUACAUUGUGCUAGAAUACUGCCCUGGUGGCGAACUCUUCCGUUACCUGGAACGCGAAGGCUUUUUAAUGGAAGAUGCAGCGUGUUUUUAUAUUUCCGAGAUAGCGCUAGCAAUCGGCCAUUUGCAUUCCCUUGGAAUCAUCUAUCGUGACUUGAAGCCGGAGAACAUACUGCUUGACAAAGCAGGCCAUGUCAAACUGACAGACUUCGGUUUGUCAAAAGAAGGUGCUUGCACUACGAACACUUUCUGUGGAACAAUUGAAUACAUGUAAGCUUUCCGAAAUAAUCUUUAUCAUUGAUAGGGCUCCGGAGAUCAUUCGGUGUGCUGGUCAUGGGAGGGCCGUCGAUUGGUGGAGUCUUGGAACUCUCCUGUUCGACAUGCUCUCCGGUGGGGUAAUUUUUCUCAUUUUUUGCCUUACUCGAGGACUCUAGCCUCCAUUUAGUCAAGAAGAAAAUAAAAAAGCCACCGCAGAGAAGGUAAAUUUUGAUCUUUCACUUCACUCUACGUUUGCAGAUUCUUAAAAGCCAGGUCAAGUUUCCGCCCUCAUUUUCUCCCGAGGCGAUUAGUCUCAUUCGGGGGCUUUUGAAGAAGGAUCCGAAGGAAAGACUUGGAGCAAAGAAUGACGUCGAAGAAAUUAAACAACAGCGAUUUUUCAAACGUUACGUGAGUAAUCCAAGGACGUUUGCUACGCAAAAGUGUUAAUAAUAAGAACAUUUCAUUAAAAAGCACGUCCUUAUGAUGCAGGGUAGAAAGUUCUGGCCAAACUUCUCCUUUAUAUCUUCGUGUGAUUAAAAACAAGCAUCUGGUUUUUGAAAUCCUCUUAUGAAUUUACGAAAGCUUGGUGGCUUUCCCAAACUGAUUGCUUACCUCUAUCAAAUAUCGCCUUUCUCUCUAACGGACGAAAUUGGACUUAAUCUUAUUUUUUCGAUGGUGGAUUUAUAUAGAGCUUGCUCUGCCAGGCGGGUGUUAGGGUCUGUCCUAUAGAACGUAUAUAGACACCUAAUUACACCACUAACGAAUUUCUCCGGUUCCCUUUAGCUAUAAAAUCCACGAAACGCAUGAGGGCAACCUUGUCAAAAUGGGAGGUUGUUUAAACUUCUCUUUUACCAGAAAUCCCCAAAAAGUUGAGGUCUGGUAUAUCAUGUGCGGUCAAAGUCUUACCAAGUAUAAAUUUAUGAGUUUGUAGGGAGUUUACAUAUGUUAUAAGUGGUUCUUUUCGAGUUUUGGUUGCACGUUUCAAUAAUCUGCCUUUUAUAUUCGUACAAUUUUAGAUUAUAUACUAGAAUGCCUCAGAAUAGGAAUUCCUCAAGUUCGUUUAAGUGGUUUUUCUCUUCUGCUUGCGCGGAAAAUUUUCGCUCUGAAGUGAUUUUUGACGACCCUAUCGUUCCAUUUCCACCCGUUCUGAAGGACAUUAAUUGGACGGAUGUUUAUGAUCGGAAAAUGGAGCCACCUUUCCGCCCUGAACUGUUAUCCGAUUCAGACGUUUCUAUGUUUGACCCUACCUUCACUGGUUUGCAACCAAUCGUCAGCCCAGGCAACGCUGACGAGUCUGUUCCGGGCGACCUAUUUCAGGUGAAAAUUUUCCUAGCUUUUUCUUUCUAACACCUACCGAAUACCUAGAAAAAUAUUUUAAUUUUGUUUGUGUGGAAUAUUCAGUUUUGGAAAGCAGACUUUCAGGCACUCACUUCAAUCCUACCACUUUUUCCUCAAUACGAUUCUGAGUAGUGUGUAAGUACCUUCUUCGUCUGGCGGAGGGGGUACUAUCGUGCCGAUUACAAGUAAAUAGUGUGUCGCAGGAUACACCUACCCGGAAUCCGCAUAGGUCGUUGGUUUUCUUAUCAAAACUGCCUACGUAUGCAGUCAGGUAGAGAAGUGCGGCCGGCUCACUUCAUUAGGCCUUCGUCUCUGCGUUAGAUGGCACGCGUUUUUUCCAAACGUCAGUCCUUGUAGAUAAUGAAGGACAUCCGUCGCCGGAUGUCCAAGAUGUUGUGUAAGUUGUACAAUGUACUUUCGUAACCUCUUUUGUGUAUUAGUCUAAUAGCUGAUACAGACUUGGUGGGGAGUCAGAAAUACCUAAUGGUAGGCCUAGACGAGGGCUGAGUCACUGCACGUAAUCUAAUUCUCAGUCCCAUUGACUUAGUUCCGUUAUUUCAACAAGAUGAAGAUUAGGACAAAGGUGGACGGAUGCUGCGCGGGUUUCCUCUUCUAUUCUUUUUCAAGCACAAGUCACCAUUAACCAGGUAGUAAUCUUCCCACUAAAGCUAGAAAAACAAGUCAAUUUGUAUUUUAGACCCUCACCUAACUUCCUGUCGCAAUUCUCUGACCGUUAAUUUCUUCUGGAGAAGUUCUGCUAUUUUCGGGUCCUCGCUCUAAGAAGACACAUCAAGAGGACAAUGUUUUAAGAGGGCAUCGAAAUGUGCCAAUAAAAGCGAACAGACGAGCUCCAGGAAGCAACUGUGAAGAAGGAGACACGAUCGCUGGAACAUUUGCCUUAUUAGUCUGACGUUUCGGGUCCCCACUCAUACCUAUCAUCAGAGGCGUUAUCGGAUGCAGGUAGUUAAUGCAUAAGGGACUGCAGUAGUCAUAGGAUGCGGUCGCCAUGCUACCGCAUACCCAGGACAAUUCAUGGCCCCUCCCUUCAUCAGGGACUGUUGCACUUGGCGUGAUGACUGAUGGCCGACAUUCGCGUCGUUAGUUGCUGCAAUUUCAUUACAUUUUUUGGCGGUUGAUGUGAUGAUUGCUCGACUAUCUAACUCACCGACCCUGGCGUUAGGAACAGUACUCAUCUGUGCGCUCCCCGCGUGGCUAAUUACUAUGCUUAGGCGAAGUCUCAGCACCAAAUGUGGAAGCGGAUCGUUGCUUUUUUUUAAUGGACUGGGGGUCAGUGAAUCGCGAAUUCUCACAGGUAUGCGGCAACAUAGCGACUGCAUCCUAUGAAUGCUGAGGCCCCAUGUGCAUUAACUACCCGCGUCUGAUGUUGUCUCUGAUGAUGGGUUAAAGCAGGAAUUCGAAAUUUCAGGAGAAUAAAGCUCUUGUUCGGAGUAUUGAAAUGAUCGUCAAUGGCCGAAUAUUUUAUAAGUAGGCAACAGUUGUAUUAGUCUUUUCACGUCUCAAGGUGGUGCGCCGACUGUAAUCGUGGAUAGGUUGAAGCUUUCGAGAUGUCGGUGUUUAUCCGCCUACCUCUUCUCUCGCGCACAUGCUUCAUUUUGUUCCACUGUCGUUCUGAAUUGCGUUUUACUAUUUUAUGAUUUAGCUUAAUGCUUUUGGUUAUGCCAUCCGAUAUCUUUUCCAGUCGCAUAUUAGAUUUAGGUUCAAAGAGCUUGUGGAGUCCGUGUUAGUCUUGAGCACAGUGGAGAAUAGUGCGUUAUAUUUUACUGACUGAAUUUGGAAGCAUCUUUUGCGCUCCCUCCGGAGUUUGCCUGACGUGGCGCGAUUCCACUUAGUCGUUGCUUUGUUUGCUUCCUUGAGGUAUACUUUGACAGCAUUUAACCUUCGUCUGUUCCAUAUUCUGCGCCCACGUCAAAUACCAUCCUAAUGUGCAUCCCUAAAUGUUUCAAAAUUUCACUUUUGUGAAGACACAUUUUUUAAAUUCGCUUAAUUUUAUGACUGUCUGGUCAUUCCAACUAACAGUCCAUUGUAAUCCAACCACUUAGUUUAACCCUGUAAUACCAAAUUCGGGUUAAACGGACUUCCAUUUAUCCAACUGUCUUCAUUCGCCGCGUGGUACCCGAGCGUCUAAUGACUCUCAUGUCUACACCUUUGUGCUCUUAAUUGACCUUGUGGCAACUAUGCCGAGGCAUUGAAAAUCGCCACAAAGCAACAAAGGCUUUCUUCCCAGAGUGAGGGAUAACAGCUUACGACAUUUAUCUAUGCCUACUGUGGGCCGUCUGGCCAUUGCAUGAAAUGCGCUAGCCGGGGCAUGUCAUGAAUUCUUGCGGACUUCGAGAGAAAAUCACUGUACUUCAGAUGCCAUCGAACUCGCGCCCCAAACCUUUUAAAACAGUAAAUAAGCAACUAUCAUUUGAUAUGGGGCAUAGAUAAGUUUGUAAAUGACUGUUUACUAACUGAUAAGGUGGAGAAUUGUAUCGAAAGACAAUAAAAAAUAAAAAAACGGUUAUUUUACAGGCAUCUAAGUUGGUUACAUCAGCGUACCAGAAAGGGCAGUACAUCCAAGAGAGUAAAUACAGGAAAAUUACUGACAGUUUCGAAGUUUCAUAAGCUCCGCACUCGAGUCCAUCAUUGAGGUGACAAGUGGUCUCCGGCGAUUUGUCUUGUUAUUGGGCACGAAAUCAAAGUUUUUCGCAUGUAAUAUAUUCUUUUCCUAUUUCCAGUUCCCUUUGAGAAGCACAAACUUGUCCAUAGGAUUCAGGUAGGGUUUUUCUUAGGAAUAAGAAUUCCUCUGAAACUGUGGUCAGAGAAGCUAGGCGUCAUCUGCGAAAACAAAUUUUGGUCCGAAGCGUUGUUGACAUAGCACUUCUUUUUAGUGAUAAACGGGAACAUUGUCCUGAAGAUUGCGACGUUCAUUCUGCAUUAAUGGGUGUCGUUAAAUCUGAAGCCAUACUUCGCCACGUCAAGCUCCUGCUGUUGAUCAUCAUAUGGGCUGCCUCUAAUUUGAGUACCACUCGAACCAAGUAUGACUAGUUCGUGUUAUUCGGUUUUGCUCGUUGUAGUCUUGUUGAAGUCCAUCGCACAUAUGACCAUCUGUGUCGCCCACCUAGGCUUGCCUAAAGGUAGUGACUCAUCGCAGAAAUAACGGCCCUUCCUGAAUGAAGCUCAAAGAUCAGCCUGUUCCUUAGAUAUCAGAAAACGUUCUCUUGGAAGCCUCCUACUUACAACUGAAUUCAUCAUAUCACUUCGCAUGUCAGUGUAUUUAUGGGAACUAGUUUAUGAUUGCUGACUAAAAUGUCCUCAAGUGUCCGGCAGGAAGGCGUGCUUUGUAGCUGCUACGCACUUUAUGCCAUUAGACCUAGAUGCUGGAACUUCGUCGGCCAAGUUGCUCUGUCUGUCAUCCCCCUAGUAAUAUUUCCGACUUCCCUCAUUUACCACACGCCACAAUAUGGAACACGGUUUUUAAGACACUGGCCGGUUCUCUCAGUUGCAUAUUGAUUGCUUGGCAUGUGUGCACUUUUUCCGUAGGCCCCAUCCUAACCUUCCGCCACUUUCCUCUUUCGGCUGUCAGCCCCACCUUUUCUUUGUGACGGAGAGGUAAUUUAAGUCGACGUGAUCAACAUUGUCGACAGUUGUCUUUUACCCCUCUGCCAGUUCACAUCAGCCACCCGCUCAUCACUGUUUUUUUUGAUCAUCCACUCUGCCCACGCAUGCGUCCCAUAGUCAACUUUAUACGCGUGAGCAAGUAGACUUCUUGUUUCCAGAUUAACUUCACCAAUUAUGGCCGCAAUCUGACAAAUUCGGACGCGAUGACACUUUCCUUGUUUUUUGGAUAUCCUGGGGUAGAACGUGAUACAGUGCCUGUCUAACUAUUUCCCUCACUCUAAAGGCUGUGAUUUGGGUUGCUUCCUUCAAAAAGCAGUCCCGCCGUGUUGACUGAGAUCUUCGUUCUACUCCCGCAUCUCCACUAUAAGUCCAUUCUCGUCACUUUUCUGCUGGCAGUUUUCGCGCGUUAGAUUCUUUUAGAGACUUUGAGUGACCCAGUCUGACACAGGCGGUUUGGCUUUCGAUCUCUCCUGGGGGCAUGUCUACCUGGUUGCGAGUCAUGUUGUAUACCACACCCAGCAAUCUAGGCCCCUAGCCAGACUGACUAUUGUCUUUUGUGGUGAGUAAGUAAGGGCAGUUUGCAUGCUGGACUUAAAUGACUGCAGAAACCGACUUUCAAAGCUCUUAUCCAUUGUUCGUUGGCGUGACGCCUUUUCUCUUUCGCGGCUCAUUCAACGAUUUUGACUUGAGCGAUUCAAGUACUUUAAAAUUUGUGCUUAGGUGAAUUCCCUUACAGUCACUUUUCCUGGCCGUUUAGACAUGCAGAGGUACUUGGCUUACUUGCAGAAGUCGACUUUGAAUUACUAAUAGACUACAGAACUCCUGUAGAUUUUCAGACCAGGAAUCGAGCUUCGCGUGGCGAAAGUGUGUUUGUUGAUUUUGACUUACUGCAGCCCUUCUGAUUGUGAGAAUUUGCUAAAUGCCUGAUUGGUCUGUUUCUGCUACUGGCAUAGGAGAAGGCAUUAAAACUAUCGGCACCCCCUAGCAGGAUUGAGGGAAAAUGAUGACUACCAUUUACUGGGCACAUUCAUCAAGAAAGACCUCAUAUGUGCGCUGAGACCCUGGAAGCAUUGAUUAUGGACCUUUGGUAUGAUACGGCGUAACAUUUUUUGCCAUUCAAGUAGGAGGUUUAGUCUUCCUCGUCCAACCAGUUUUGUAGAUGAUAUGACCUCAUUCUCCGUGCUUCUUACCGCAAUGGUCCUUUAACUUGGCAGACAGGUGAAAGUCACGUGAAGCCAGGUUUUUGGGACGUCGCAACAGCAGUUGUCAACGGAAACGGUCGCAUUCCGGCUACCUGGAGCUUGAGUUUUGUUAAUUAGCGACAGAAAAUAAGCCACUUUGUAGAUAGGGCUCCUCCGUAAUUCCUUACUUUUUGUAGAACUCUUCGUUGCAGUUUUUAUUUCACACUUACAAGUUGAAGUGCUACUCUUAUGACAAAAGGGAGCUUCUUUAACACAAGCAACCUAUUGCCUAUCCUAAGCUAUUUGCACAUACGGUUUGCAAAAAGGGGCAAAAGACUGUUUUUAGACGUUAAGAAUAAGCCUUAUUUACCAUACUUGCACACAGUGAAAUUGCGCCUAUUGUUUCUUUACGCCCUCUCAAGUACUGCAACUGACUAGAGCCAUUUCGGGCUUUCACGUCAAUUCUUCUCUUGGUGACAAUUUCGGUGCUAUAAAUCGCUACAAAGAGGUAUAAAUUAGAAGCUCGACCGUGUCACCCACCUGCGCCCUCCUCCGCCUCCGGUCUUCUUGACACCGGGUCCAGGCGGAGUAGGAGGAGGAGGAGAGGAUUCUAUGGAUGUUGCGCAAGUCUUCUAUCCAUAUAAACUAAUUCACGUGCAAGUCACCGUCCCUGCUCUCACCUUGUUGUGGGGCACGCGGUGGACAUCGUCGGAAUCGACGAUCGAACUGUCAAUUGGAGGCACAGUAUGACUCAAAUUGAUGGUCAGAGAAAUUGGUUAACUCCAUAGCUACAGUAAUUGCAUGGUGCCUACGGGUUGAGUAAUUGUACCAUUCGUUACAUUGAAUGCAUUUUUAACAAGCCUCAAAAGCUCCUGUCCAGAUCUUUUGGUCGUAAUGUGUUCCUUGCCCAGUUCUAACUUACGUCUUUAAUUCACCACACCCCGACCCUCCUCUUGUCCCCGCUCAUGAUGGACACCGCUGAUACUGAUGUUGUGAUACGUUGAAAUUUUCUACUGGGUAAUCACCUGCUCAAGACUAAGCAAGACUAGAAUUUCGUAGAUUUGGCUUUGUUUUAUGCCGACCGUUGUGCCAGACAAUAAAGGACUGUGACGACUACCUCGCUUUCCUCACGCCUACGCAGGAUUUAAGUGGAAAAUUAACUGCAAAACCCAUUUACCCAUGGUGUUUCGUUCAUUUUUAUCCUCUUCCCUGUCACUUAUAGACCUUGGGCACAAAAGGCAAAUUUUGUGGAUACAUCAUAACUCACAAGACUUCAAUCUCUCAGCUGACUGGUAAUGCUGUCAGUGCAGUCAUAUGACUCUAAUCUCGGGGGUUUUCGAAGCCUUCCCCAGAAAGAGCGCAGAAUUUAUUUUCGGUCGAUGAUAGGAGUUUGGUACAGCACGAUUACUUUUUGCUGCACACUUAAUGCCUGUAAUGGGUUUCAUAUCAGGGUUUUGUACAUUUUUCGGGUCGCCGUGUUCACUCGCGCAUUCGAAAUCAGUGAAUAUUUUGAGUCGCCCCCAUCACCUGUACUAAACGUGAACUUUCCACGCCCCUCUUGCGCCUUCAAUGCACACAGAAUCCGCACACGCACGCCGAGUAUGGUAAUAAUGCCCUGCUGUUGGCAUGACAGUUGCAGUCUGUCUCAACACGCCUGCACUGUUUGCCAGGGUCUGUGAAAUUGUCUGGUAAGGAUUGCAAUUUAAGCACGCUUAUUUCUAUGACGCAAACAAGAGGCAUUUCAUCCGACACCGUUUUGUGGAGCCAGCCUGUUGUACCUUGGUGAGCCGAGCCCUUCUCUAUGCGCAUGUGUCCGUGAAGCAGUUUUUUUGCAAGCGCGCGCGCGCAAGUACCCCACCACUCAUACUUAAAUGGACCACGUUGUUGAGAAUAUCCAUAUGUAAACACAUUUUGUACGGGUGGCUGGAUAAGAUGCUUUGGCGCGACGUCGUCCUAUUCCUCUUUCCUCCCCCACUUCCUAGUACGUGUGCAUAAAGCCAUCAACCGUACCGAAUGUUGUGGCGCCUUCGCGUCUCCGAUCCAUACACAUGGCUAGGUCGACCGUUAAUGUCGCCAAACCCUUCGAGACGUGAAUGACAAUCUCAUUCGGUCUAGUCCAUCCGCCUGCGUUUUGUGUCCGGACUGGCGUCACCCUCAGUUGCAGUAAAUAUAAUCAACAACCACCACUGUUAGGUUGCAGUCAUCUUACUCGAAUAAUAGAUACAAGCAAAUAAGUCGAAUAAUUUUCGCCGAUUUUUUCGCGGCUGCCUAAGGCGACUCAUCAGUCAGUCUGCCUACGUCCUCCAUGCUCAAGUUAUCGGAUGUAACUUUAUAAUUUCAUCAAAAUUCUCCAGCAAUUUUGUAGUGGUAGGCUUUCCAACUCCUUAAUUUUAGUAUUCCAGUUGAACACUGCCAACACUGCAAAAUAACUGGGCAAUGCUCACCUGCCAAGCUGCCGGACAACCAGUAGUAUAGUUCGUAGACCAAAGAUCCCUUCAACUGCAACUUAGGUACCAGUCUGACACUGACUUGGAUUUCAAAUGCAUGCGACGCCCCGUCUGGUUGAUUGUUGUGUCUAGUUUCGGCCGAAAGAGUUUUCAGAAGAAGAGGUGGUGAGCUUACGUAGCUUUCGAUAAAUUCUCGUCGGGCCAGUACAAUUAUAUGGGAAGUGGGUAUAAGUUAAAAUACGUCAGUGAUAAGAUAAAUCGAUUAACGUUCGCCUUAAAACACAGGCUGGGUGUGGGAAUGUGGGGCAGGGGGGGGGGGUGAGAGCGGAAGGGCGCGGGAGAGUUGUAGCGUUAGUCGAUCUUCGACCCCCUUCCCAUAUACUUGUACUGGCUCGACGAGGAUUUAUCGAAAGCUACGUAAGCUCGCCACCUCUUCUUCUGAUUACUGUUAUGGGAAUUUUUGCAACUACAAAGGAGUUUUGAUGAUUCUGCAUGAGCCUCUUGAAAGCAGCGUACGGGGAUCGUUUGAAAGAAUGGCGACCACCUCCGUUGUACCGAGUGCGCACUCGUGUAGGAGUUUUGACUGGCUCAGUUGAAUCCUGUACACUACACGCUCAUCCUCUCUGACACCCAUUUAGUUACUAGUACUCACUGUAUGAAACGGGGCGGCACCUAGAAUAAAAGUACCGCUUAGGUUAAUGAAUUUGCAAAAGGUAACCUUUCUGGCUACAUAUUUUGGGCUCUCAGUGCAUAGGUUUGUGUUCAUCAGAUACAGGCGUUACACACUUGUUCCUAACGGCAAAUCAGUUGUAUCAUGAUCAAGGCCAACAGAGGCUAGCACAAGUUAUGCAGACAAUUUUUGCUCAAGCGGACACAUACCUCCCUGCGUUAUCAUCAAUAUUCUUCUUCCGGACACCAUUAGUUGCUAUCGAACGAACAUUGAAUAAUCGUCGGGGCACGACUUCCUGACCUCACCCUCGAUGUUUAUGUACGCAAUGGGACUGGUUAUUUCUGCAAACCAAUCGCGUAAUGUUACAAAAUGAAUAUCUGUCGACACGGGCGAAAAUACGAGUUUCGGGAAACACUCAGAGGACAGGGACGCAAUCGCUGGAACAAGAAUCUUCUUUGUCUCAUGUUUUGGAUCCGCGCUCGAAUCCAUCACUGGAACCAGCACCAGAUAAUGGGGGCGGAGACUCUUGAUUUAUAAUCCAAAGGAUGCAGUUAGCAUGUCACUGCAUAUCCAUCCCAAUUAGUGCCCCCUCCCCUGACACUUGGCUUGAUAAUUACCUGGGCAUUUGGCACACUGACACUGGCACUUAAAACUGUUCAACCGUGCGCGUCCCCGCGCGUCUAAUUACUCUGCCCAGCCAGUCUCAAUACCGAAUAUGGAGGGGAAAGGCCAUUGUGCUUGUUACUGGACUGAGGGCUCACGGCCCGUGCAGUGGUCAACUCUUGCGAGAAUUUGGAUUUCGUCGAUAUUGAGGGUGUGACCAAUUCCCAUCGAAUGAACCGCGACUUGGAAGCUUGCGUCGUCCCUCCUGGCUGCUGCUUCACAUUCAGUCAUCUGCGGCCAGUGUAUUUCAACUUCUUUGCCGUAGUUACUACGCCUGGAAAUAUGCCAAAUACGGCAAACGACUCCGGACGUUUCUUAUCGUGGCGGUGGGUCUUUCGGUCUCAUGACGUGACGCCUGCCAGUUGUUUUUGGUCUGUGUGCAACGCCAACCCCGAAUAGUGUGAGAGAGCCACUGAGGUUCUCCGCCAAAAUUUGGGGUUGGUUGGAUUGGGUCUAGUUCCGUCUGUGCGUGCGCUAGUAAGCAUUCGCUCUAAGCACCCCUCGAAGAUACUACAAUUCAGCAACCUAGUUUCCCGGUUCACUGUAAUGCGUCUCAACACGCCGGCAUAGCGCCCCAUACGCAACUGUGUUUGUGGCUGUCUGGAUGGUUACUUUUGGAGUUCAGUACUUCCGUCGCACUUAUCACUUUCCUGAACACUUUGCUUUUUAGGCCACCAGAAUCUUUUUGGCAGAGAAGGACAUUAAGGAAGACCAGCUGAAUGUUUUCUUUUUAAAUUUGAUAUCCAGGAAGAUGGGGCUGAGAUGUUCUUCGAAUAUACGAAGGUACCAUCCGUAUACCCAACCCAGACUUGCGGUCUCUGGUGUUGGAAGAUCAGCGACUUCAGGAGUUGCAGGACUGCCUCAGCCAAGAGUCCCGAACUCAGUGAGCCCGUUAGCGUACCUCUCGCCUGCCCAUGGACCAUUCCACACCACAGCUCACGACUCGUAGCCACGCAUGAUGCCUGACCGGAUGGAUGGUCGACACGCGGAUUUUGUGGCAAUGGAAAUAUUGUGAUGGGUUCAUAGGUACUUUCUGAUACCUGAAGAAGCCUACGAGCAAUAUCGACUCAUACAAUGGUCGUCCUUCCCCUGCCAGUUUGGCAGCAGCUUCGCCCCUAAGUAUUUGGAACUGUCCACUUUUCCGAGUUGGCAGCCACUAAUCCUGAGGGGUGCCGCUUGCUCGCCAGGAAUACAGUUCAAAAACAGUGUUUUCAGCGUUUAGUGGCCAAACCGACUGAUUUAGCGACCUCAGUUACUCGUGAGACUACAUUCUGUAGGUCACCAUAGCUUGACGCUAGAAGGGUGAUAUCGCCAGCGUAGUCAGGGUCAGCCAGAUGGCUUCCGGGUGCAAAUCUAACACCUUUAAAAUCACGCAGUCCAUCCGAUAAUCCAGUCAAUGGCCUAACUGAUCAGAGUGGUCAACAGAAUGCAACCUUAUCGCACAUCAGACCCAAUAUCGAGCGACUGGGCGAGUGUUGUGGGUCAGAACUCGAGAAAUGGCGGAACGAUUACAGACCUUGAUUACGGCGGUGAUUUUUGGCGGCAUAUCGUCAAAAUUCAAUAUGCGCCACACGACUGCGAAGACAACAUACCAGACGGCCACCGGCUUGUGUAUGUCAUCCUAUCCGUAACCUCAUUGUUACACUGAUGAUUCAUUACUGGGAGGGGAAGUCACUCGACAGCAUAGCCUGGGUAAGAAUAAAACCCCGCUGCAGAGAGAGAUGAGGUGAUGGUUUUGUCGUCGAAGUUGAGGAGACGCUCAAAGUAAUCAUGCCAUCUCCUGACCUUGGGCCCCGUUUUCAAAAAUAAGUACGUCAUUCAAGUUGUGAUCAGAGCUAUUCAAUGCCCAAGACCCCCCACUAGCUUGUCGACUAGGUUGGUGGAGCUUUAGAGUGUUGCUGCCGUUUGAGACUUGCUCCACAGAGGUCGCCACUUCAGUGCAGGGUGUUUUUUGCGAUCAUAUCUACCCGGCUUUGUCACCACCUUUCAGAAUUGGUGGAGCAUAGCUGAGGGGCUCGACUUGAGCUGUCUGGGCAGACCAAUACUACGUUCUUGAUCUGGUCCAGUCUUUUUGGUUCUUUCAACAGCUUCACUAACUGAUGGUUUCAGCGUUGACCAUUUAAUGUUGCCUUUUUUGACAUGUUCUGCAAAACGAAACCGGAUUCCUGUGCCAUGUUGGGAUAUCGUACUCUUCCGGCAUAACAGUAUUUUGCAUGUGACAAUUUGGUGCGGAUGAGCAGUGAACUCUCAGGUGUUUGCCACCGAAAACAUGAUCUAACCCAUGGGCGUUGUCACUUCUAACGCUACACAUCGGUCUGCUACAGCGAACUCAGUUAUAUGGCCUUUAACUGACCAGAAUGCAGUCAGUCUGAGUGGCCGUACAGCCAUCGUUUGAAUGUCAGGUUUUCUGUUGUCUGGCGAUGCUGGCAGUGCGUGUUGAUGCCAACUAGUCGGUUCUAAUUGGCCACCAUUGUCGUAUCAAGAGCUGCAGUCAAGACGGUCAAUAAAGUGGAGUACGGGAACACUUGUUCACAUGUCCAGCCCUCUACUGUCUCUCGUCUCUUAGUGCGAAAAUUUGACGACGGCUUGCUAUUAGCUAUCUGAAAAUUCAAGAAUGCAGCUCGAUUUUUAGGAGGUCUUUUGCUUUUCAUGUCUAUUGCUCUGGCAUGCUAUCGUUGCACUGUCCGCGGGUCUCGUGACUCUCGCCAGCAGCCCACUUUAUUGCUAAUAAUUGUCCCAUCCCCUCGGAAGCCAAUCAGACCUUUUUAGACUAUCAUUCUGUGUGACCUCCCUAACAGACUCCUGGAACCAGACGAACCCAACCAGAAAGCAUUAUUCAAGAGGUCUGUCGACCAAUUCCCCUGAUUUCGAAUUCAGUUUGGGAUAUAUUAACUCGUACCUGCGGAAGUUGCCGGCAUAAUCGACAAGUCGGAAGUCCACACACAAAACUCGGAAGGGAGGUGAUCAUAGGUUAUUUUGUUCCAGCUGCUUCAUGGUUGCGUGAGUUAAUUAGCCUCGCUUUAGUUGUUUUGGGUGUCGUUGCAGUCCGUCUGGUGUUGUUGCAGUCUAUCUAGCAUAACUCCUUGACAUGUCUCUGGAAUAUUUUAUCUAGUUUGUUCGUACAACUUAUUGCGUCUUGAGAAACGACAACCAAAGUUUCAGCUAUAGGUAAAUAUUGUGCGUUGAUCAGGGUUUUAUGUAAGACAACCAAAAUGCAAUGCAAUGCCUGUAGCUUUGCCUUUGUAUGUCUUUUUACUGCGUUAUGUAUUUAGUGCAGAGUUACAUGGAGUUCUACCCGUAAAGCCAACAUCCACAAGUGCUUGCGUAUUCAGGCUUUUUCUGGCAGAGCUUUUUCCGCCCGCAGAUUUGAAUUGACUAAGUUCACAAGUCCCACUGCGACAUAUUGCUUCAGUUUACGGAAUGUUAGAAAAGCUCUUCAUAACAAUCUCAAAUGUCCUCACUGAUAUCAACGGCCGGCAUGACUACAGUCACUGUAUUUAUGAAGCUGACCAGCUCCAUCUGCUUACGGAUUGAAAAAAUUGCAACCCGUUAUGUGCUGUCUGACCGAAAAAUUGUUUUUGCCACGACCCAAAGUCAUGACAGCGGGUGACAUCCGAACUCGUAGUUUUUUCCUCGUCUGAUUAUUCCAGCGUGAAAGCAAUAGAACGCUUUCCUACUCAUGCUCAUCUGCUGAGGCGAGUUCUUCACCGGCUUGUGGGGAUCCAAAUUGUCAACGGGAUGUCUGAAACCAAAUUGGGUCCCUAAGUCAAAACAAAACCUGGCAUAGCUCUGCUUCUGUAACAGGCUUUAUUGUACUAGGUUUGUGUGGAAAGUUCUGGUUGAUUUCAGGAGCAAACGCUUCAUCUUGAAAAAAAACUUAAGGCUCUAUACUAAAAUUAGUCAAAUUAUUACACCUGGACAUCUGUUCAUCUCCGCCGUUGAUGAACAAGAUCAUUUAUGCCGUGUUGCUAGAAAUCCACUGACUUUGAUGCUAUGGAAAUUUUGAAUCCAGCUUCAACCUCAGUUUUUUCUCGAAAGUUUUGCUGCUUAAGAAGUGUCUAGAUGUCUAAAAAAAGUAUGGUCACUAGGCAAAAGCUCGGAAGAAUAUGGUGGAUGUCGUAAAGUCUCGUAUCCCAAGUCAUCGACUUUCUCCAGUGUCAUCCUGGGAACUUGGCCACGCGUUGUAGGACAAAAUUGGGUCACGCCGAAUCACCAAUGCAGGUCUCACUUUUCCUAGAUGAACGUGUAUUUCUGCCAGUUGCUUGCAGUAAACCUCUGCCGUGAUGCUCUUAUUAGUCUCGAGAAAGCUUGAAUGUGGCGCAAAUCACCAGACUGUCACCAUAAUCUCCUGCUGAUACAACUUCGGUUUCGGGAAAUGUUUGGGUGCUUUGUCACGAUCAAGCCACUGUCCUGAUAGCUUACUUUUACUUCGUACACCGGUGGUCAUACCUGACCUAGUCGACCUCGACGAUGUCGCAGAUUGCAUCUCUCCAUGCGUGAUGAUCUGCGCAGUCGAUCACAACAGCUCGAUGUACCCCCCAGCAACGUAGACCGAAUACCGAGGCUCAAGAAACGCCUCCAUGUCUGGAAGAACUGUGCCGAAUCAGGUUUUGAGUUAACCACCUCUUCUAAGUUGGCAGCGGCGCCAGAUCCAGGACAGUAACACUCAGCUCCUUAGGUAGACGACGAUGAACAUGGCCAAACCACCUCGAUCGUCUUCUUGGAUGGCCUGGACUAUCCUUGUGAUAUUGGCGCAGCAAGUGCGGACAGCCUCAUUGGAGACGAAGCCGGCGUACUUCACUCGAAGGAUGGUCCUCAAGUCGCACUUGUCAAAUAAGUCAAGUUUUCUCUCAUCUUCCACACAUACACAAGGCCCAACAUUCAGAACCGUAGAGGAGGACUGACCGGAGGGAUGCACGAUACACGCGGAUGUUUGUGGAAAUGGAAAUGUCACGUCGGAUCCAAAGGUACUUUCGAGGGAUUGAGAAACCCUGCUUCCUCGAGUCGACAACCAUCAAUCUGGAGAGGUGCCUUCUCCUGGUCAGGGAUGCAGCUCGGAAGCACUUUGGUCUUCCCAGUUUUUUAUGUAAAGACCAACCGAUUUAGCGACCUCGUUCACCCGUGACACCAUAGACUGAAGAUUACCAAAACUGGAAGCUGGUAAGGCGAUAUAAUCGGCAAAGUUGAGAUCAGUCAGCCAGUGUCCGGGUGCAAGCUCCACACCGUUAAAACCAUGUAGUCCUUUCAAGGAUACUGCCAAUGGCGUAGCUGAACAGAUGGGCGACAGGAUGCAGGCUUAUCAGUCAUCAGAUCGGAUACCGAACGGUUGGGGAAGAUUGCUAUGGACCGGAACUCGAGCGGUGGUGGAGCGAUAAUAGGUCCUGAUCAUGGCGACGAUUUUUGGCGGUACACCAUCAUGUGCCAUUAUCCGCCAUAUGGACUCACGAUGGACAGACACGAACGCGGCGACAAAGUCGACAAAAAAGACGGCAGUUAGUUGAUGAUAGCUAUGGCGAAUUUCGAGAAUGCGCCUCUGUGUGAAUACUUGAUUCACACAUCCACGUCCUGCACGGAACCCGGCUUGGUUGGGCCUCGUCCUAGAGUCGCGUACAGUCUGGAAUCGCCAUAGAAGAACGCAAACGAAAAUCCUCGCGUCGUCAUCGACGAGGCUUAUGCUGCGGUGGUGCACGCAUCUUGAGGAUAGGCACAAGGAUAGCUGAUCCCCAGUCAUCGGAAGCAACCUCGCCUCUCCAGGCUUGUUUAAUCACCUCAUGGAGCCAGGGCGCCAGAGUGUCAACUUAAAACUUGUAGAUUUCAGCAGGCAUACCGUCCUCUCCGGGUGCCUUGUUGUUGUGUAGCCUUUGCAUGGCACCGGAGACUUCUCCCUCAGAAAGGGGUCGCAUGACACUGUAUAGGCUGGAGAGCGAAGAAACCGUUGCAGAGGAGAGAGAGGGCGUGGUGGGUUGGGCACGAAAUUUGAGAUGGCGCUUGAAGUGCUCACGCCGGCACUCGACUUUGGAUGAGUUGUUAGCAAUAAAGCCACCAUUCACGUCGCGCAUAGAGCCACUCAGUGCAGAGGGUUUACGGUUACCAUAAAGGAUCCACUUUGCGUCUCGCGUCACCAUGUGAUCAAGAAAUGGAUCAUUAGAGUUUUGCAGAGAGCGCAUUGAACACAGCUCUAAACGCCAAAGUCUAGUUUUCAUUAAGCUCGUGCGAGACCCAUUUAUCGGUCUUUUUGCCCUACCAUUUUGCAUCAGAUGGUCGGACACUGUUGAAUUAUUGACAUUAAGUGCCGUAGACACUUCUCUGACAUCCUGACGUGGGUCUUCUUCAACAAUUACUUUCGCAAGUUCAUUGUCAAGAGUGCAUGGCCGUCCUCUACUUUCCUCACCUUCAGGGUUCUCAUUGCCACUACGGAAUUUCUAAAACCCCCUUCGUACUGUCCGAUCACUUGUGAACCCUUCUCCCCAUGCUCCCUUAAUACUGGCAGCUGUUUGGAAAGCAUUAUGACCGAGUUUGAAUUCAUGCUAGAGGAAUGAAAGCAUUUGAUCUUCUUUCAUCUCCUUUAUUAGGGACUCUGGAAGAAAUUAUGGGAGUGUUAUUGAAGAGUACACCGGCGAGUCGAAAAAUUAUCCGAUGUUUUCCGAGCAACUUAAUACUUUGGAACAAUGUCCAUUGCAUGAGAUUCUGAUUGCUCUUUGCUACAGGCUAUCUGCAUCUCAGAUGAUCGCCACGUUUGCAGUCAAUCAGUUCUAGGCUCGUGUUCACACUUUUUUAUUUGAUGCGCCACGUCUUCUAUGUUUUCAGACGCCCAACUCACGACUCGUCAAGCGGGGCCAGACUUGUCUAUAGAAAUUGAAGGAAAAUUUCGUCCUCAUGUUAUUCUCUUGCGCGACCGGAUCGCUUGUGCCAGCUAGUAGGUCUGACUUUCAGCCUAACUGCUGGCUACUUGACCUCUUCAUGGAAUUGGACCUGUCUUUGGCAGGAGCUAGAUGCACAGCAUUUAGGAUUCUGACUUUAAAAGGGGACUAGAGGGAUGAGCUCGGAGACGCUGACUACCAGAUGAACGGCAUAAAAUUUGACGACGUCCAAUAACUGGUAAUGACGACCAAACAUUAAAUAGGUCCUUUUUGUCACUGCUAUCUAGCGCAGUUGACACUUUCUCGCAAUGCUAAUUAAAGACUAGGAAGCCAAAGUUGUUAAAUAACUUAAAGCCUCCGGAUGUGUUCGAACUCUGGGGCCGCCUUUCUGCAUCAACUGUGAGAAACCAACCACAGAGAUUAUCACCCAAGCAGGCAUUUGUUUCCGUUUUGCAGCAAAGAAGCAUUUUAAUAAUGACAUUGCCUCACUUCAGGUCACCUGCCCAUCCAGUCCUGCCCGGUGCACUUUUACGCUUGUCCUUCAACGUCCUUUGAGUUUCUCGCACGAUGAAUGCAUUCGGUGCCGCACUGUCGUCUUAUCCGUUGCUUAUAAUCCAAACUGCGCAUUUUCUACAAUCCCACAUGCAUCCACACGCACGCACACCGACUUCUAAUUUCCAACCACGGUUCUAGAGCUUUUAGCUCACAUUUCAAACCACAACCCUAAUCUAUUCCGCCUUCUGGGUGGGUGCACGCCCUAAAGCUCAUUAUUUAGUGAGAAUCGUAGCUGGCAUGCAGGGCUGUUUCGUUGGAUUUUUGUUAUCUUAGUCAAAGACGCACCAUUGCUGUUUCAGAUAAUGUGUCAUUUUAACCGGCCAUAUUAUGGACGGGGGUUGUUGCUCAUUCCGAACCUCCCAAUAACUCCAUUCAGCGGCAUAUUAUCUUCCCACUCUUUUGACAAGGCACACUAAUGCAGUCAAAACCACUGUAUUGCAAAUCACGUCUGACCAUGCAUAUAAUUGAAAAUCACAUUUUGGGUUCAUACUGAUGGCUUUGAGCUUUGUAUGGAUUUACAUAAUUUUCAAGCGGUCCACGAAUCUGCCUUAAUUACGUUUCUCAAUGGCAGAAGUCCAAGUCACAAAGUUGUAAGUUUUAACCUAACCCCCUUUGUCGCCGCGCUCUGAAUCCUCUUUGCAUUGUUUUAAACGUCCUGUUCCCCUGCGUCUUCGAAUUUUGUUUUUACAAGCCAAGAAAAUCAAAACUUCUGGUUGGCAAAAACGGCACUUUUCAACCGAACUUGCACUAAUUAGUAUAUACUUAAAACACCGACCCUCCGUGCCGGGACUGUAUGCCCGGCUGGAACAAGCUAUCGUUUAAAUAGCCUGAUUUAACACUGCAAUGGUUCUUUGUGGGUUCGUUCCGUGGAUUGUCGGCAGUCCAGUCUUUUGAGAUUGACAUCCCUAAUGACCAGACGGGACUACCGGGUGAAACACUUAUACUUGCACCUUUAUGGUUCUAUUUUGUGCGCUAACCACAUUCUGACUAAUUGCAGUCGAUCUGCGGCAUCGAAACUCCGUCUACUUAUUAAGACCGGGUUUGCACAGACCGUGACCUACUAACCACUGCGGUCUUCGAACGCGUGCUGAAGGACCUAAUUAUAGCUCAAGUUGAUUAAUGUCGACGAAUGGACACAACCCUGAAGGUAAUCGGAAGUGACAUCAAAGAGGCCUGUCACCCUGUCACCCAUUCGGACUUUGACCAUUGUAAUGUAAUAGUAGGUAAUAGGCCACUGUAUCGGCGUGCCGCCCUGCGGCGUGUUCGACCACAGCAAAUUCUGACAUAUUAGUUUGUGGUGUGCCUGACUGACAACUAAUUUAUUGUCUGUUGUGGUAUCGGAAAGGGGUAUUUUUUUUCAACCACCAACCAACUCAGUGCAGCGAAAUUGAUAAGCACUUCGCUACCUUCCUGUGGCAUAUUAAUAAAGACCUCCGAUGGAUCUCAGUCCGGACUGGUUCCUGUGCACUAUUCUCCCUACAACGGAUUCAUCAAGGAGGCAGAUUGGAGGACCACAAAGUAGCUAGAUAGUUUAUAAACUUUCAGCAGCUAUGCACUACAAAAUUGGGACGUGUUCCUCUGGUAUUACUGUUCACUACUCCAAGACCGUGUUUCGUGCACGACGACUGUCACUGUCACAGUAGUCGUCUGGUUUAGACGUCCCGUGGGCGUGUAUGCGAAUCGCCUAUGAGCUUACCCUUUCGGGCUGAUGCACUGUGAUUCAACAGAACUGUACUUAUGUGCCACCGGAUGAUUGAUGCGACUGUCUACGCCUCGUGUCUUGUUGGCGACGACCCCGAUGUACUUUCUCCUCUAAUUUUUUGCUCAAUGUCUACCUGACAAAAAGAUAGAGAUGCUGAAAUUUACCAUACUGCCUUUUGCAUGACUUGUCGGAAUGACGACUGAGUGGAGAGUCUUCAGACGCCGUCUCAGGCAAUAAAUGCUAAUUACUGAUUGGCGGGAGUAUUAUGUGACGCUUGCCUAUUUCAUUUUCUGACGAUCUUCCCUUUUAUGAGUUUAGAUGCUGAACAAAUAAACUGUCUAUCUUGAUGCCUAAAUAUCUCUAUCCUCUUUGCCUCGAACACUUCAUGGGCAUCUACAGGCUGGAAUGUUUUUCGUAAGACUGCAUGCUUUAUGUCUACGAUUGCUGGACCAAAACUUUAGUCAGUGACUGAUGUACAUUACUUGAUCUCUUUCCAUGGUGUACAGGGCCAAAUUUACAUAUUUGUGCGCCCAGAUUGCUGGGUUAGUUACCUUUACAGCAUCUUAGGCGUCUGACAACUACUUGAUACUCCUGUUGGGUGGCCGCCCGAAACAUUUGGGGGAUUUUAAUUCAUGGCAUCAUGGCGUGUGUGACAUAUGAUCCGCGGAUGCUGAAUGAAUACCCAAUCAGCAGGAUUCCGCCUUUGCAUUAGAACAUAGUGCAUGUAGGUGUAGACAGCGAGCCUGGUGCUGCGCAAAGCUCCCUUUAGAUACUUCAGUCCACACGCAGGUCACCGCUGUCUCACGAGCUGGUCGUCGUUGACAUGGACGAGCGACCUUGGUUGCCUCGGGAAUCUACCAUCUCAAGACAGAUCUGUAGCAUAGUAGUAGUGUUUAUAGUUGUGGCCACCGUUGAAGCAGCAGCAACUGUACAGGCUGAGCACGCAUCCGCCGUAGCAUGUGCAAUUGACGAUGCUUCUAGAAUGGAUAAUCUCACUUUACGAAUUCCGGCGCAUAACGGGCGCGCACAUAUGGCGUCCUACGUACUCACUCGGUCACACUCAUGCAAGAGUCUCCGUCAAAUCACUUACGCCUUCGUAUAUGUUGGACGUCCGGCUUGUUUUCCCAGGCGGCAUUCCGGUGACUGUUCCCUGGUCUGUUUAAGCAAAUUGGCUUCACUGGUUGGUAUGUAUACUUAUUCCAUUGUUUUGCACUGCUUCGUGCGGUUAGUUUUACGUCCUGCGGACUUAUUGUAUUGGCAGCAAGGAUGUUCGGCUGCUGAGUUUUUUUGCGCUUUUGAGGAUGUUAGCUUCACAGCCUCGUCGAGUUUUUAUUGUUCACCACCGCAUGGCACACGUGCCCUGCAUCAACCUCAUGAGCGGUUUGGCGACCAUCUUUUAUGGACAUGCCUUUGAGAACUUUGAUUAGCACUUUAUGAGUUCGGUCACUGAGUGUAAGAGGGAAUGAGCCUGUGGGGCAUGAUUUGUUCCUGCUUCCUAGCACUCAUGUUUUUGAUUAAUAAAAGGAUCAAAAAUUGAUGGGACAGGGUAGCGGUUUUUCUCGAGUGUGUUUUGCAAAGGCAGCUGAAGGUACUCUCGGGUACUAAAGAGUUUCCUUCCGCGCAUGAUUUAGUUUGUAAUCAUGCUCCUUACCAGUUGAUAUUGCAGUCUCACUUAUGUGAUCUUCUCCAUUUAUAAGCUUUGGGCUUUGGUGCAAACUGUGAAACCACUUAAACUUAACAACCAACACUUGUCUUUGUUUUGUUUUAUCUAUCCGCGUUUGUGACUGUUGUCUCUUGAGCUUCAGAGCAUACAUGAGGGGUGUCUUCGCAAUCCCUGGCUUUUUUAAAUGGAGUCGCUUCCAGGCCGUUGUUUGCGUGUUUUAGGCAUUCCAGCUUCUAUGGUCUAUGGCGGCAGUUUGCUUAAAAAGUUGUCAAUUUCAAAAUCUCCCAUCUUGUUUUUGUUCCUUAGCCCGAAGAAUUUCUACAUGGCUCUCGGUCUUAAUACCCGUUGAGUUUCUCAUACUCUGUCAAAUGUUCAGCCUAAUAAAUCGUCCGUAAUUGCCCUGAAAUUACGAUUUUUGGGACAAGAUCUUUUCUGUUACUUGUUAUUUAACCAUAAAAAAGUAAGGCGGACUUUGUUGAAUAAAGUGCAGCUUAAACACUGCUACUUUGGAUAAAACAGCCCUCGGAAUAGACACCCAAAAAGGUGUAGUUUUACUGUCUUGCACACGUUACUAACUGGCUUGGGACAUCAUGCGGACUACUCCCAAGCCUGACCUUUUUCGGCUGUCAAAUAACUCCUUAAGUGACGGAGAAGUGUAUGUCUAUAUCAACUCUUUAACCCGCCAAAUGCCAUGCACUUGGUAAGACAGCUUCCAAUCAAAUCCUACUCGCAGGGUAAACCAUCUGAGGCAGACACCAUUUGCACACUUUGUCAGAACAAACGACCUUGUUCUUUCUUAAAUUCCGGUUGAUACUGCUAUCUUCUAUUCCUUAUUAGAGAUUUUAUAUGUCUUAUUUUGUCCUUGAAAGUUCGGAUUCGGUUGGAAGAACCUACUAAAGCCAUUCGUGUUCAUUCUCCAAUUAAUCAAAAUUCACGCCACUGAAACAUUUCCAGUAGCUCGUAUUUUUAAAAUAACAUAAUUUGCGCUUCUAGACGUACUGUACUAUUGCAGGGCUUCUCAUUCGUCGCAUCGAGCAUCAUCGAACCGAGCCCACGGGGUGUCCUACCUGAUCUCAAUAGAAACCGUGGCCCUCCGCGAGGGUAAGUGGGUCCCUUUGCUCAUACAUUGUCUGUCUACGUGUUUUCGGCCGUUUCAGACCGAGUAACUUUGCUGAACAUCCUUCUACAAUUACAAAACAUCUGAAUUACGCUUGGCAUGCCCCAUUAAUCUUCGAGGGUAAAAUUUAUCGUCAUCUGUCCCGUGAGAACGAAGCAAGUGGGGUUGGUGGCGUUCGAUUUUGUCGCAAUUAGUCACACGCGACCAUCUUGCCGGCCAACAGUACCACGAGAGUUCGACCGUUGGUUUCGACUAUUUCCACCGUGUUCUCUGCAGCAGGGUGAGAGCAGGGGGCAGUGACUUGUGCGUGAAUCAAUUUAUAAUGAUAGUAGGCUUGCAAAGCAUCUGCCGCACUCUCUCAACUAGAUCCGCUGUCAUGACCUAGUCAAGAAGACCGGAGAUGGAAGAGGACACAGGUGGCUAACACGGCGUAAACCCGCACAUUGGCGUACCACUACACACCCUGUUCCACAACAAACAAUUCACCAGGGUUUUAAACGACAAAAAUGUGAGGCUUCAGGCAUUCCCAUUGGCCUGACGUGAGCCUGCAACUUGGGCCUGCCACCGCACCCCGAAUGUUUGCAUUUGUUGUGGGUGCGCAAUCCUGAUAACGUCUGCCACAAUCCUAUGUAACCUCCGUGUUGGCCCAGUGCAUCUGUCGCGUGGCCCGUUUCAGGGGCCAGACUAACUGUAUCAGCAGAUUAACAGAUGCACCUCUCAGAGUAAUCCAGACGAAAGCUACUUCAUCGCUGGAACACGAGCCUUUGCCGGAAGAUUCAGGUCCCCCAUAAGGGAUGCGUUUUUUUAAUACAUGAUGGCCACUACACAGUCACAGGUAUACUGUGCAGAAUACUGCGGAUCAUCCUCCGCGGAUUCACGUAAUCGGCGCGGCAGCAUCUUAUCUGGCUACUCAAUCACCACUUAUUCGUAUGGGCGCUUCUGAUUGUUGGAAUGACGUUCUAGUAAUUUAUUCCUUGAAUACAUUCCACGGGGUAUCCGUGGCAGAUGAUAAGAUCAUUAAGUUUUCCUAUAUUAUAUUCUUGCUCAUUUCUUUCCCCCAUACCUGAUAAUCAAGGCUGUUUAAGUACCAGAGCGAAACUAGGAUACAAAGGACAAUCGUCUUGGAUGCAUAUAAAUUCUUGAAUUUCUAAGCUCGUGUCGUAAAAUGUAAUGUUUUUCCAGCAGCAGGUUGGAAUUUAGACUCGUGUGUGUGGAUUACUAUUCUAAGUGCACACAAACAUCACUCCAGGCGACAGAGCCUAAGGUGGGGAAAUAAGACAAUACCCCGAAAGCCUUAAUUCGUAUCCUCGGUUUCUACAAGAACAGUGUUGCGCCGUAAGCCGAGACGUUUAAGAUAAGAAGUACGGAGCUUCGAUAGUAAAUUAUUACGUAGACGCAACACUAGUCAGUCUAGGAUGGUAAGACUGAUCUUUGAGUGAUGCCGCUGUAAACCGAGGACAAAGAUGCAGUACAUUCGACGUGUAUUUUAAACAAAUGCCUACUGCACGCACGAAGGCAGAAUCAACACCGGCCGCACAAACUUACAAUCUUGGGCAGCUUUCCAGAACUUGGAAAACGUCACGAACGCCGCCCCCACUCGUUCCACAUCACUCAAAGUUGGCUCGAGACAACCAGUUUAUACAAAGUGAUGAAUCUGAAAGAUACCCCGAUAUGGUCUUUAAUCGUGGGUUUGCGUUAAACCCGUAAGUACCGCUAUACUGAAUCUUACGCACCUGAGUCUAUCAUGAUAAGGCGAAAGUCGUGAUUCUGGAGUUUGCCAAUUGACGGGCUAAGUCUAUGUUUCUUUGACACGAGUUUCAGCGUACACUAAUACUGUCCUAGUGUGCCCACACUGCUGUGAAUUUCUAGCACAUGUCGGGAUGCGUCCAGUCGCAUUUCCUGUCGGUCGAAAGGCUUGAAAGGGAGAGGGAGAAGAGAAGGUAGGUCGAUCCAUCUCCGACCCAGCGCUUGCUUUGCUCACUAGACGUGGUCAAAUGCCUUUUUUAGAUUAGAACGGUUUGUUGCUAGCCGUAGCUUGGAAAGCUGCCGACUGACGUCAUAUCAUCGUUGCUCCUUCCUAGUGUGGCCUUUAUGGCAUUCUCUUUAAUGUGAAAUGGCCAUUCCAGUCUCCCUUGUCUUUGUCGGUAAUAACAUACUGCCUUUAUCAUGUGCAGAUGUGCGGCUGCUGGUUUGGCUCCAGAGAGAGCCGGUAAGGCACAACGGGACGAGUGAGUUCCGUAGAAACGAUCGGUAAGCACCCCUCUACCAUGAUAUCCAAUGUGCCCGCUGUGAAUGAGGCCUAGUACAUAUGGGACGGGGUUCAGGUUGCAUAUGACAGGCGGAGACGAACUGCGCAGUGCUGUCAGCCACUGCCACUUCUGCUCGUCUUGCCGUCUUGUUGGAGCACGGUGGAUGUGGUGGGAGUGAAUGAGAGUCCGUUUCACAACAAAUUCGUGUGCCAGUCACCUUGAGAGACUGUAGCGGAUCUCAUCGUUUACCACUGUCGUAAUAAUCUCCUACCUAGUUCUUCAUCUUAUCUGGACUUCCCAGGGAAUGGCAGUUUUUUGGCCAAUUUUUUAAAGUUACUUAUUUUUCUUGCUGACUAUUUGACGUGGUGGGCGUCGUGCUUCACGAUCUAAAUGGGUUUCUCCACUCUCAGGGCCAUCUUGUCUUACUUCUGUAUUGUCUCCACUUUUCAGUUUACCUAAUAGUUAUCUUAAACCCUUUUGUGAAAUUUCAGCGUCCGCGGAGCUAUUUCCAUGGGCCGAUUGAGUCGCAUGAACGGAAUUACCCCAACCCUAAUGACGAACCCGACGGUAGGUGGUGCUCACAGUUUCGGUCAGCAAAACAAGAAUCGUACGCGUCCAGAUUGUGCGCCAACUGCCGGCAUUGCCACCAAUCCGGCUGUUGUGCCAGUUAUGCUCCCUUCUAUCCCAAACCGUUACGGUGGAUACGAGGUAGACGAUCCUCUGCCUUCACACGGCUGCGACUUGAGCGAUUUUGCUUCUAAUCCAUCAGCCCCCGUCGUCAACUGCCUAGCUACGACUGUCCCACAGGCGUCGCAACCACCGCCCCCCGAUCGAGGUAACCCUGAGAAGAACCAGCUGAUCGUUACCACCUCCAGACCGACCGGAGGUGGAACGGAAGAAAACUGCACGGUCUACAGUGCUGAGGUGCCGUCCUUGUCGUCACGAAUGCUCAACACCUUUCGAGAGGCAGAUGAGAAAGAGGAAGACGAGGACAACAUUCCUGGAGCCCAACGGAUUGGCCAACAGACCAGUCGGCGGGGCCUGAUGGCAGGAGAGUCCUCCACAGCUUCUUCUAAGAUCAAGCCUUUGAUAGAGGCUCCACGCGACCACCGUUCGCACGCGCCUGUCAAUGGUAGCAAGACGCUGGCCGACACAAAGCCGUUCUCCUACCCCAACCUUCUCGUCUCUCCAAGUGGCCUGAAGUCGCAACCGACAAGGGCCAGUAGUAAGCCUGUCAUGCGCUCCGUCUCUCCUGUGGAGUCUGUAGAAUCGGCCACCAAACGAGCCCCCCAUGCCACUAGUCCAGCCGGACAGUAUAAGUCGGCUGCCCAUCAUCACCAUCUGCAACCGCAACAACCUCAGCAACUGCACCGAGUGGGCAGUGGCUCAGCAGCCCCCUCUAAUCCGCCUCACGCUGUCUCCGGUGGUAGCAAUAAUGCCAAGUGUUCUGUGAUGUGA